Molecule: messenger RNA, 1224 nt
Organism: Penicillium salamii
Lineage: Eukaryota; Fungi; Ascomycota; Eurotiomycetes; Eurotiales; Aspergillaceae
Source: the annotation of a GenBank genome assembly
AUGGCUCCCCAAAGCUCCGUUCCUGCUAACAGCAAGGGCUCAUGGACAAGUUUCCUGAAAUCAAUCGCCUCCUUUAACGGUGAUCUAUCCUCCUUGACUGCUCCACCUUUUAUCCUGUCGACCACCUCUCUCACCGAAUACUCGGCCUACUGGGCUGAGCACCCUGCUGUCUUCGUCGCACCAGCCAAGGAGGCCGACCCCGCAAAGCGUGCCCUCCUAGUUCUGAAGUGGUUCCUGAGUACUCUUCACCAGCAGUACUGCAGCCGUAGUGAGAAGCUCGGCAGUGAGAAGAAGCCUCUGAACCCCUUCCUGGGAGAGCUGUUUAUUGGAAAAUGGGAGGGCGACGCGGAGGUCGGCGAGACAAACUUGAUCAGUGAACAAGUCAGCCACCACCCUCCAGCUACUGCCUACGCUAUCCGCAACGAGAAGAACGGUGUUGAGUUGCAAGGAUACAACGCCCAGAAAGCCUCAUUCUCCAGCACCAUCCUCGUCAAGCAAAUUGGCCACGCUCUAUACACACUGACCCCACCUGGGUCCAGCGAGAAAGAGCAGUACCUGAUCACGCUGCCCAACCUGCACAUCGAAUCCCUGAUCUACGGCUCUCCCUUCGUGGAGCUGGAAAAGUCCGCCAAGAUCGUCAGCAGCAGCGGAUACAUUUCCAAGAUCGAUUUCUCUGGCAAGGGCUGGUUGAGCGGAAAGAAGAACACCUUCACCGCCAGCCUGUUCAAGGAAAGCGAAGGCGAGAAGAAGCCUCUCUUCACAGUCGACGGCCAAUGGUCAGACAAGUUCACUAUCAAGGACGCCCGCACCAAGGAUGCCGUCGAUAGCUGGUCCUCCAAGGACAACCCCGUCACCCCACUCACCCUUGCUCCACUUGAGCAGCAGGAUAUUUGGGAGAGCCGACGUGCCUGGAGCGACGUAGCGAGCAAUAUUCAGAAGGGCGACAUGGACGCCGUAUCCGGGUACAAGUCUCGCAUUGAGAAUGCGCAGCGUGAACUCCGCGGGGUUGAAAAGAAAGAGGGUCGCGAGUGGGAACGCCGUUUCUUCAACCGGAUUGAUGAGAGCGGCGAUAGCCCACAGACUCAGCAGCUUGCUAAGACUGCUGAUCUUGCCUUCGAGACUGAUAAGACUGGUGGCAUUUGGCGCUUCGAUGCUCAGAAGGCUGCGGGUGCUCAGCCUCCUUACCAUAAGGUUGGCGGUGAGGGACUUGGACUUACUGAGUGA